This is a messenger RNA of Rotaria socialis, 387 nucleotides long. The record is from the annotation of a GenBank genome assembly. Lineage: Eukaryota; Metazoa; Rotifera; Eurotatoria; Philodinida; Philodinidae.
AUGUCUUAUCAGAUUUCUGUGGCAAUUGCUAUUUUAUGUCUAUUCAUAACAAUACUUGCUGUCAAUAUUGUUGAGAGUGCUUCAGGAAACGAUGACACAACUGUCGGUGAUGGUAAUGAAGGAAAUAUUUCAGAUGAUACAACUGUUGCUGCAGAAACUGACAUUCGUGAUACUAGUUCGACUUCAAGAGAUAUUGCAAAUCCUAGUCAAUCAACAGUGGAAACACCAACCACAUCAACAAAAGAUAGUUCUGCAACUAGAAACACUACAAAUCCUAGUCAAUCAACAAUGGAAACACCAACCACAUCAACAAAAGAUAGUUCUGCAACUAAAAAUUCUCUGCACAGUCUCUUUAUCUUAGUGAUGACAAUAAAAAUCAUUAUCUAA